AUGGCGCAGCCGCAGCCAAGAAGAGGAGGAGACGAAGGGCUCCAGGCGCAGGGGCAGGGCGGCAAGGCCCCGGCCCCGGCGCAGCUGGAGCCCAUCAAAUACGGCGACGCGUUCCCUGUGAAGGGCGAGCUGGCGGGGCAGCCCAUCGCGCCGCGCGACGCCGCGGCCAUGCGCUCCGCCGAGGACAGCGUGCCGGGCGUCCAGGUCCCGCAGGAGAGCGGCGGCGGGUUCAGCGCCGCGGCCUUCAUGGAGUCCGCCGCCGCGUACAACCAGGCCGUCGGCGCCGUCGGCCCGGGCCAGGCGAGUGACGCCGUUGCCAAGAACGGGGUCAACGUCACCCAGGACGCCGUGCCCGGUGGCCGCAUCGUCACCGAGUUCGUGGCAGGCCAGGUGGUAGGCCAGUACGCCGUCGCUGAAGCGCCGCCGCAGCAGCAUGAUGGGGCGGGUCACAAGGCCGCCGGAAACGAGGGUGGUGCAGGACACGGCGAUGGAGGAGCGCACGUUGGGCGCGCCGGUGCCACGGCGGCGAGGCGGGACUAA
Molecule: messenger RNA, 540 nt
Organism: Miscanthus lutarioriparius
Lineage: Eukaryota; Viridiplantae; Streptophyta; Magnoliopsida; Poales; Poaceae
Source: the annotation of a GenBank genome assembly